AUUUCUUGAAUUUACGACAUUAGACCGGAGUGAAGUAUCUUAUCUGCUGCCAUCAUGGGUGGUAAGAUGUCAUGCACGCCUCAAGAACUCGUUCUCAUCUGUGAAGACAAGAAAGGUGCCUUCAGUUUCCCGACCUUUGAUGCGGAUGAAGUCUAUGAUCGUGUCUACGUAGGAGGACAACAGACAGCGAAAGACAAGGCCAAACUACAAGCUCUAUGCAUCACACAUGUACUUAACUGUGCUGAGGGAACAGAAAUGUUCAAUGUUGAUACAAAUCAAGCUUAUUAUCAGGAAUACCAGGAUACAAACAUUAAAUACUGUGGUCUUCCAGUAAACGAUGUACCAGGAGCCAACAUGAGGAAACAUUUCAAUACAGCAGUCAAGUUCAUAGAUGAAGCUCUGGAACAAGAAGAUGGUAAAGUUCUAAUUCACUGUGUAGCUGGUUUUAGCCGGUCAGCGACGAUAGCCAUUGCUUACCUUAUGAUCAGACGCGGGAUGACCGCUCAGGAAGCAACCCGGACGGUCAGGAAGAAACGACCUAUCGGACCUAACGAAGAAUGUGGAUUUGGUCCCUCACCGCUCUGGAGUCCACCUUCAACCCCUUCCUCUGCAUGCCUUCUGCCACCUGUUGCCAUCCUCUUGCCUGAUCUCCAGUCUCGUAUUUGUACUGGAAGGGGUUGGCCAGUAUGCCUUCCCCAAUGAGUACCGGUAUGUGUAUACUGGUGUUGUCCCAGGACAUGCUGCAGUACAAGGAAAAAACACAGAUAUAUGAUAUUUUUGUGCACAACAAAAGGUACAGUAGUCAGUGCAUACGUCAAAAUCCACUGACCAAAUUGCAAAUUUGAGACACGCUUCUAUAGAUAUAGUGAUCUCAUAUUUCAAACUCUUAUAACUUUCUUUUUACUGGUCGCAUUUAUUUAAAACUUUCGCCAUAUGCUGAUUCUCUUAUUUCUGCUUUCGUACUAAGUAACAAAGGACAAACGUUGGUUUGCCCUUUGAUUAAAUUCCAGUUCUGUGUGCCUAUAUCUUGCCUUCAAAUUAAUAGGACGGAUUUGCAAUAAUCUUGUUUUUUGCAUAUAUAAAAAUUGGUCUAGUUAUCUUGUGUGUGCUUUUUCUCCCGUAAAGAUUUUAAGUACUAAGAGGUUAUAAGUCUUCCAUAAGUUCCUUUGCCUUUUAAAGACUUGUAAAACCAUGACACAGUCAACUGUACUUUGUAUUUUGUACUGUAUUUUGUUUUUGUUGGGGGGGGGGGGAGAGAAACAGCCCCAAACCCCUACCCCAUUCCCUUGUCCUCUAGAACUGCUGUUGCUCCUAGGCAAGACAUUAAUCUAUAUGUGCCACUUUUAACCCAUUUGGUCAUUAAUAUUAAAGAGGCUAGAAAGAGGUUUAUAUACACUAUUCAUUUUGAUAAUUUAUAGCGCACAUAUCCACUAAGCAAGAAGCUCAAGGCACUUCAAAUGUUACCCCAGCUCUACCGAUUUCAGCACUAGCAGCCUUCAAGGAAUUCCUUGCUACCAGUACCCUGGGUAGAGAGUGGCAAAUGUAGAUUAAUGUCUUGCUAAAAGACAAGCGUGCCUGGUAAAAGCUGAAAGAUUACAGGGUCAUGCACAAAAACGUAGAAAACACUGCUGAAAAACUGUCAGGGUUACUAAUUGUAGUAGUCAACAAUUACAAUAGUUGAUGAUAGACCCUCUUGCUUGUUUGAUGCCUUUAAAUAAUAGUCUUUCAUGUAUAAUAUAGAGUUUUUAUAUUAUUCAGUUGCAAUAAAUUUGGUUUAAAAAAA
Molecule: messenger RNA, 1783 nt
Organism: Strongylocentrotus purpuratus (purple sea urchin)
Lineage: Eukaryota; Metazoa; Echinodermata; Echinoidea; Camarodonta; Strongylocentrotidae
Product: dual specificity protein phosphatase 3-like
Exons: 6
Coding region: 55-702 (215 amino acids)
Biological process (GO): protein dephosphorylation; negative regulation of MAPK cascade
Cellular component (GO): cytoplasm
Molecular function (GO): MAP kinase phosphatase activity; protein tyrosine/serine/threonine phosphatase activity
Source: RefSeq, a predicted model, not a curated record